This is a messenger RNA of Myripristis murdjan (pinecone soldierfish), 3056 nucleotides long. RefSeq lists its product as uncharacterized. Gene Ontology annotation, cellular component: Golgi apparatus; ciliary membrane. NCBI's taxonomy places the organism in Eukaryota, Metazoa, Chordata, Actinopteri, Holocentriformes, Holocentridae. Gene Ontology annotation, biological process: negative regulation of smoothened signaling pathway. The transcript is spliced from 3 exons. The record is from RefSeq and is a predicted model, not a curated record. The coding region runs from base 690 to 1193 and encodes 167 amino acids.
AGACGACAGUAUCUCCUGAAGGAAAGGAACAUUUUAUUGCAAAUCGCUUUUUAAUGGCGCAAAAUGACCGGAGUUUAAGUAGAAGCGGGACUAUUUUCCGCGUCCAAGAAAGUACUUAGCAGUGAGCACCGGCGGAGUUUUCGGUUUCUGCAUGCCAAAAAGAGGAGAAAAGCCUCAUAUGCAGGAGAAAAGGGGCUUCAUGCAGAGUCAGGAAAUAAGUAGGCUGCAUGCAUGAAUCCGGGUUUAAUCGGGGGUUGCAGCAUCACACCGAUUUGUUUCUCUCCUCUUGUUUCUGCGAACACCACCGGGAUGCGCUGGUCAUCCGGAGGCGGCUGCUAAAUAUCCAUGAGCCCGGUCAGGGAUCCUCUCCUCGGCUGGAGAAGUGCCAGCAGGUCGGGCCAUGGUCGGCUGUAGGAGCCAUGUCGUAAGGAACUUUAAAGGAAUAACCUGCACAUUAUUACACUCUUCGGGAUUGAACACAAUGCACAGGCCCGGUGGGGCUCCGAGGGUCGGAUCGUUCCCAUCGCCGCAAUGAUGGCCCCGCUGGUCCGGCGCGCUACGAGCCCCGCGAUGGCUCCCUGCAACUGAACCCGAGGGACUCCUGGAUGUCCUGUCUCCCUUUGGAGGGGUGAGAUAGAGGCACACACACUGACCUCCCCUUGUGGCCGCCGCCAAACACCCCCCUGGCUAUGGAUAAACUCACCAUAAUCUCAGGAUGUCUCUUCCUAGCUGCAGACAUCUUCGCCAUCGCCAGCAUCGCCAACCCGGACUGGAUCAACACCGGGGAAUCAGCUGGCUCCCUGACAGUGGGUCUGGUCCGACAGUGCCAGACCAUCCACGGGCGGGACCGGACCUGCAUCCCCCCACAGCUCCCCCCCGAGUGGGUCACCACGCUCUUCUUCAUCGUCCUGGGCAUCAUCUCCCUCACCGUCACCUGCGGCCUGCUGGUGAUGUCACACUGGCGCCGCGAGGCCACCCGAUACGCCCGCUGGAUCGCCUUCACCGGGAUGGUCCUGUUUUGUAUGGCGGCUCUCAUAUUCCCCAUAGGAUUCUACAUUAACGAGGUAGGCGGACAGCCAUAUAAGCUCCCCAACAACACGGUGGUGGGAUCCUCCUAUGUACUCUUUGUCCUGUCCAUAUUCUUCACCAUAGUAGGACUGCUGUUUGCCGGUAAGGUGUGCUUGCCUGGCUGACAUAUCCACUGCCCCCCCCUUCCCCUCACGCUGUCCAAAUUUUUUUAUUCUUGGAGAAGCCUCCCCAGUGGGGGCGUUUACUAGUAUGGACUUCACCAUGGGGACGCAUUGCCAAAGUACGAUGAGGAAAUACGGAAGCAUCGUCCACAUAACCGAAGCCCAAGCCGGCAGAGCACCCGUGGCUACUUUUUUUUUUUUUUAUCCGAGAGACAGGGUCGAUGUUUGGAUUUCCGUCCCUUAUCUGCAUCCGUCCCCAUCGGUGAGCGGCGAGGGGGCGAGGAUGGAAGACGAUAUGAGGACGAGCGCGAAAACAUCGGGACUCUGAAAAGACACCCUGCGAUGUCGUCCCGUCAUCUCAAAGACGCUGUGCAAACACAAGCCCCUCGCCCCUUCUCACCCCAGCCAUUUAUCUGUUCACACUGAGGUAGACUGAUAUCAGCCUUUUACUAAAUAUCAGAUAUCGGCAGGUCAUGUCGCCCAUCUUAAACGCGGAGAUUCCCCCUUGACCACUGCUACAUGGACUAUAAAACCUGCAAUGACAUUUUCUCUGCACAUUUUAUUUAUUCUUCUAAUUGUUCAGUUGUUGGUUUGUUUGUUUUUUUGUGAAUUAACUCUUCAUUUAAAGGCCAAAUGUAUGUCAGAGUUAUUGAAUAGGUGCGGUGGGUCACCCUGCCUUAAACAGCUGCUAACCCUAAAAUAACAGCAUUUUUCCUGGGUUUCAGUGGAGCGUUCUCGUGUCCCGUGAUGGUGUCGAUGUUGUUAAAGGCAGCACUGUACUUGGAAAGACAUGAGAAAAAUCGCAGAGGCGCAUUGGCAGACAUGUCUGAAAACAGCGCUGCCCCCUGCCAGUGUAGAGCAGUAAGAAGUCCACGUCUUUCACAGAGGAGAGAGAGAUGCACAUUUGGUUAGGACCCAGAGAGGAAGGUUACCUCUGUGUCACACAGCUCUCACCCGCAUCCAGGCAACUCCGUCCCAAACACACUCACAGAACUGAUUCUCAAAGAGACAGAGAAAAGUGUGAGUUUAAUCCUAAGUCUACAGGACAACACCACACAGACUUUAUUUUGCAGGACAGUUGAUGAAACUAAAUCAAACGUUUAGGAAAAUCAUGUAAUACCUGCACUUUUUGACAGACAUGCAUGGUACAAUAUAUAAAAUUAAAACUCUUAUGGAAGGAAAUUCAACAGAAUUUGGACCAGUCACAGACUUAGGGAGCUCACAGAGCUACAAGUUUUGUUUCUUAUCAAGUAUACUGCUGCCUUUAAGCUUUUCCACCCAGACAAGAGAAACAUUCUGGGGGAAAUGCUGAACAUGUUUUUUUUUCUGGCAUGAAAAAGGUCCAAAUUUGGUAUAUAUUUAAUAUCACAUCAUGAUAAUUCAGUUUAAAAAUCCUGGGAUUGGUGUCGACCAUCAAAAACUCAUCAGCUGAACAUUAGUUUGUCAGUAAAUGGAAAGAUGUAGCCAUACAGGUUGAUGGAUUUCUUGCAGGAUGAGGAGCUGGUCUCUAAACGCCGUUCAGACUUUCAACAUGUUGGACCAUGAAGCAGAACAAAUGAGCGACAUCCAGGACUGAAACGUGGUCUGAUAGCUGUGUUGCAGCUUUGUUAAUUUGAGCAAAGUCAUGAAUGUAUUAAUUCACCCUCCACUGAGCUUUGUUUCCUUGUGUUUCAUGCACUGUAUCGAGAAAUGAACCGAAUCUCUGACUGGUUUGUUUUGUAUCGUUUUGGCUUUCCGUUGCCUACUUUGUUCCUGCAUAAACUACCAGGCAAAGGCGGUCUGUGUCAUUUCUGGAAGCACUGUGAUUUUCAUGAAUGAGCAUGGAAGAUCUCGUCUCAUUAAAAUAUGGCUCACUUAAGCACUGAC